AUGGAGUUUCUCCAAAAUAAAUAUUCAUCCAGUCACAACUGCGUAGUGCAAGACCUAGUUCAACACGAACAUUCCAACCGCAAAACAACCAGCAACAGAAGCCUAAAAAUCACCCAUGGUAAAGUUGUCAUCGACCGGAAGAGCAUAUUUAAGGCUCAUGCAGCUCUUAUAACCCCCGGUGGAGCAAGCUACAUGGCUAAGCACUGGAAUAAUGAAAGAGAGAACGCUGCUGGGAGUCACCUGCUUCAUUUAUUCCAGGCUAUGGGAGCCACUAACGUAAUGGUGGUGGUGUCUCGCUGGCGUGGAGGUGUCAACAUUGGCCCAGACCGCUUUCGUCACAUCAACAGUGUGGCGAGGCAGGUGCUGCAGCAGCUUGGGUUUUGUGAAGAAAUAGUUAGCAACCAGAUCCUGCUUACAGUACUGACCCACUGA
Messenger RNA from Homalodisca vitripennis (glassy-winged sharpshooter), 432 nucleotides. RefSeq names its product protein IMPACT-like. The record is from RefSeq and is a predicted model, not a curated record. Gene Ontology annotation, cellular component: cytoplasm. Bases 1 to 432 code for a protein of 143 amino acids. The transcript has 3 exons. Lineage: Eukaryota; Metazoa; Arthropoda; Insecta; Hemiptera; Cicadellidae. Gene Ontology annotation, biological process: regulation of translational initiation.